UGAGCCUGCCAAACCAUGAAAGGUCUAAAGGAUUAAAAAAAAGUCCUGUUUAAACUCCAUAUUUAACAAUCACUGACCCAAAAGGUUGAUAAUCGAGUGCGCAGUCACACGUGUAACUGGUGCAAACAAUUAAACCUUUACGAGAUUUGCCCACCGUGGUGAGUUGAUAGGUGGCAGCUGCAGGCAUUGCCCUUUUAAAUUUCCCUGAAAGGACUAGGGGGCUUAAAACGCGAAAGAUACAAAUAUUCAACAGAGAGCAUGCGUGGAACUAGUAGCGAGUAAAACUUGGUUUCGAGGGUUUGAAAGUGAUUAAAGCGUAGAGCGUUUAAAAAAAGUGAGACGAAUAGCCUUGGGAUAUAUCCUACUGCAUCAAUGGAGAAUACACAGAAAGAAUAUUUGUUUAAAAUUUUAGUGAUUGGAGACCUGGGCGUUGGAAAGACCAGCAUUAUUAAGCGGUAUGUUCAUCAGAUUUUCUCCCAGCAUUAUAGAGCAACCAUCGGAGUGGACUUCGCCCUCAAAGUCUUACAUUGGGAAGAAGAUACUAUCGUUCGAUUACAGCUUUGGGAUAUAGCAGGGCAAGAGCGGUUUGGUAACAUGACUAGAGUGUACUACCGGGAGGCUGUCGGAGCAUUUAUAGUCUUUGAUGUAUCCAGGGCAUCAACGUUUGAAGCAGUUUCAAAAUGGAAGAAUGAUCUUGACAGUAAAGUGAGGCUGCAGAAUGGCAACCCAGUGCCUGCAAUCUUACUCGCAAAUAAAUGCGACCAGACAAAGGAGGGACUUAGCAAUACUUUGCCCAAGAUGGAUCAAUAUUGCAAAGAGAAUGGCUUUAUUGCCUGGUUUGAGACAUCUGCAAAGGACAACAUCCGUAUUGAGGAAUCAGCUCGCCUCCUAGUGGAGAACAUCCUCAAUGCUGAAGAUGGUGGUAUAGCUCCUGCGGACCCUGACAUUAUCUCAUCCCAACAACUCUCUCAGCAAACUAAUAGUACCAGCUGUUCAGCUUGUGCAAAAUAAAAGACAGUAAUUGGAUCACUGACACCACUUGGAAGGGGGGGGGGUGGUGGGGGGGGCAGUGGUUGGAGAAUUUCAUUUGAGGUUGAAAAAUUAACUGGCUUUCAAGGCAAGGAGCUGGAGGGGUGACUACUGCAUGUGCUCAAUGACUGACUUGUACUUAGUGUGGAAUGCUGGAAUAGUGAUGAGACAUUCUGCCUCCUCCUAAAGGCAUUUGAUAUAAAUCAUUUGCUGAAUUGUUCUCAUUUUGUUAUCUUCCAUCCCCUCUGGAUAUUGAGCUUCCCUAUUUUGUUUAAAAUUUUGAUAUCCCUUUCCAGGGUUCUAUCUGAACCUGAGUAGCAGGGCCUUAGAUUUCAGGUGGUGAGACAGCAGUGGUUUUAUAAAUGCAUCAUUUUGGAUUUUUCUGACUACAAGAACACAAUCCAGCUGUUUAUUCAAAUGCACAGCUUCAGGUUUGACUUGACAAUUUUUCUUGUCUGGGAUAAAUACAGGAAAAGAUGUGAAUGUCUGCUACUGCUGGGCCAUGUAUUUUCUUCACUUGCCCUCCCCACUCCCCUACUCUAUCCAGACAUGUAUCUCAUUCUCAUGACAUGUUGUACCCUUUCUCUGAGUGGCCACCAACUUUUCCAGUGGUGAUGGGUAGUUUCCAACAGCGAGUACCACUUCAGAAUGGGUUCAUUCAUGAAACUGCAUCUAGGAAUGUUGGAAACCAUACCAAUUUUUGAUCCAUUUUCUCUAAUUAGAGACCAUUGCAGCCCUGUUGCAAUUAAAUUCUUGAGCACUACUCUAUUUAGUGUCCAAAAUUACCCAGUUGCACAAGAGCAAGGAUUUAUAUGUAACUUUCCUAUAUGCAACUUAUAAAAAUAUUCAGUCACAGCCUAACUUUUUUGGAAAGUAGGUUGUCUGGUUUAGCUCAGAUUAAGUGAGCUUGGCUGCUAUUCCAAUUCCAACUGCACAGCUUCUGUGCUGCAGCUUUUUUUCAAUCUUGUUAGCUUGUGAUAGAUGGGUGGACUUUGAUAUAGUUUGUCAUUACUUGUGGGUUGUUUUUGUCUUGUCAUUACCUGUUUAAAAUCUUGCUAUUUGGACAUUCUUGCUUGUUUGCUCACCCCUCCAAUUCAGUGCAGUAAUGGCAUUCCAGUUGAAUUUUGUGCCUGAAAUUUGUCUUGUUGCACAAGUGAGUGAAAUGCUGCAGAUACAAAUAAAUAAUGUGGCACAGGGAAUGGUGCAAAUGGAGUGGUUGUCAAGUAAGCAAGUCUGAGAUCUAAAUUCUCACCCUUUGUCCUUGACCCAAUAAUCUACAUCACAUUAGUUAGGAACUUAAACCUGUAAUCUUUUGUACUUUCCUACAUCUAAUACUUGUAUUAAAAAUGGGCACUUUCCAUUGGAUUUAAUAUGGAAGGUUGGAUUUAUUAUGGAUGUUUGAACAGGAGUGUCCUUUUUGCCUUGAGGUAGGAAGUGACAAAAUAUUUGGGUGACAGUGCACAUGUUUAAUGAUCCUGGCUUUUCCCUCCUCCACUCCUGUCUUAUUUUAAAUUAUUAAGGACUGCCUUUUGAGGUAACAUGCCCAAACAUUUUCCCAAUGGUGAGGAUUUUGACAUUUACCAAGAUUCUCUGGCCAACUUUGUAUUGUUGCUAUUUAUUUAUUAAACAGACUGC
Carcharodon carcharias (great white shark) is the source of this 2664-nucleotide messenger RNA. Its product is annotated as ras-related protein Rab-38-like. The record is from RefSeq and is a predicted model, not a curated record. Gene Ontology annotation, biological process: endosome to lysosome transport; phagosome-lysosome fusion. The transcript has 3 exons. Gene Ontology annotation, cellular component: Golgi apparatus; lysosome; trans-Golgi network. Lineage: Eukaryota; Metazoa; Chordata; Chondrichthyes; Lamniformes; Lamnidae. Gene Ontology annotation, molecular function: GTPase activity; GTP binding. Bases 373 to 1011 code for a protein of 212 amino acids.